UCCACUCGUUCUGACGGAGGAAGAAACAGCCAGAGCCAGCAGGACAGCCGUCAUGGACGUGGUGGCGUGGGGGCCGGCGUGGCCCCUCCUCCUCCUGCUGGUCCUCCUGUCCUCCGUCCCGCCCUGCCUGUCCUCCAUGCUGUGCCCGAAGCGCUGCACCUGCCAGAACCUGCUGCCGUCCUACACCGUCCUGUGCGCCAAGACGGGGCUCCUGUUCGUCCCGCCCAACAUCGACCGGCAGACCGCCGAGCUCCGGCUGAUGGACAACUUCAUCACCACGCUGCGGCACCGCGACUUCGCCAACAUGACCAGCCUGAUCCAUCUGACGCUGAGCAGGAACACCAUCAGCCAGAUCCGGCCGUACGCCUUCGCCGACCUCCAGGACCUGCACGCGCUCCACCUGGACGCCAACCGCCUCACCACGCUGGACGACUCGCACUUCCAGGGCCUGGUCAACCUGCGGCACCUCAUCCUGGCCAACAACCAGCUGCACAGCGUGUCCGAGGGAGCCUUCCAGGACUUCCUGGAGACACUGGAAGACUUAGACCUGAGCUACAACAACCUGGUGGACAUCCCCUGGGAGACCAUCGCUCUGCUGGUCAGCGUCAACACGCUCAGCCUGGACCACAACCUGAUCGAGAGCGUCCCCGAGGGAAUCUUCUCCAACCUGCACAAGCUGGCCAGGCUGGACAUGACGUCCAACAAGCUGAAGAAGAUCCCCCCUGACCCGCUCUUCCUGCGGAUCCCCGUCUACGCCAAGAUGAAGGGUUCCCCGCUGACGGCGCUGGUCCUGAGCUUCGGAGGGAACCCGCUGCACUGCAACUGCGAGCUGGUGUGGCUGCGGCGCCUGACCCGGGAGGACGACCUGGAGACCUGCGCCUCGCCCCGGGACCUGGCCGGGAAGUACUUCUGGACCAUCAGGGAGGAGGAGUUCGUGUGCGAGCCGCCGAUGAUCACCCGCCACACCUCCAAGAUGUUCGUGAUGGAGGGUCAGGAAGUCAGCCUGCGCUGCAAGUCCAUCGGGGACCCGGAGCCGUCCACCCACUGGGUCAGUCCGGACGGGAAGCUGAUCGGGAACACCUCCAGGACCGUCUGCUACGAGAACGGCUCGCUGGACAUCCUCAAGGCCUCCGUCAAGGACUCGGGAAAGUUCACCUGUAUCGCGUCGAACGCUGCCGGCGAGGCCACAGCACCCGUUGAGUUGGUCGUCAACCCGUCGCCGCACUUCGACCCCAAACUGGACCCGGACCCGGGACCCUCAGACAUCCCCACCUCCAUCAAGUCCAACGUGAGCGGCGGCCAGGCCCGGUCCGACCAGCAGAGGGUCUCCGUGUCGGACACCACGUCCAGCUCGGCGACCAUCCGGUGGCCGCCGCAGAACCACAUCCCCGGAGUCCGCAUGUACCAGAUCCAGUACAACAGCUCCACCGACGACAUCCUCAUCUACCGGAUGAUUCCCGCCAACCACAAGUACUUCCUGCUGAGCGACCUGGCCUCGUCCAGGGACUACGAGCUCUGCGUCCUGGCCGUCUACGACGACGGCAUCACGGCGCUGACCGGCACCAAGCUGGUGGGCUGCGUGUCCUUCAGCACCGAGCCCGAGUACGGCCGCUGCCACUCCAUCCGGGACCAGUUCCUGGGCGGCACCAUGAUCAUCAUCAUCGGGGGAAUCAUCGUGGCCUCGGUUCUCGUCUUCAUCUUCAUCCUGCUGAUGAAGUACAAGCUGCACAGCAACCACUACAAGCAGAAGGCCGCCGCUCGCCACGCCAACGUCUGCUCCCAGACCAACGGCGGCGGCGGUGGGGGCGGGGCCAACACGCUGGCCCCGCCCCCUUCCUCCUCGGCGGGGGUCAUCAGCAAAAACUCCCAACCCUCGUCAUCGGCGGACGGGAUGGGCGGAGCCUCGCUUCGAGGGACGACCGUAGUGGACUUAAACCCCGCCCACGACGACGACGCCAUCUCCCAAUAACGAACGAGAAGAGACUGUCGAGCAAACCCCAGAACCGCCGAUCUCAAAGUCCAACACAAUACUCCACCUCCCCGCCCCCCUUUUUUUAUUUCUGAUCUUUUUUAAUUUGCUUCUGGUGCCUGGAGGCGAACUGCCGUCUCUCCGCGGAGCAGCUCCGGUCUCAG
Messenger RNA from Salarias fasciatus (jewelled blenny), 2133 nucleotides. Its product is annotated as leucine-rich repeat and fibronectin type III domain-containing protein 1-like protein. Gene Ontology annotation, molecular function: protein binding. Bases 53 to 1969 code for a protein of 638 amino acids. The transcript has 9 exons. The record is from RefSeq and is a predicted model, not a curated record. NCBI's taxonomy places the organism in Eukaryota, Metazoa, Chordata, Actinopteri, Blenniiformes, Blenniidae.